Phytophthora sojae is the source of this 1350-nucleotide messenger RNA. RefSeq lists its product as hypothetical. The coding region runs from base 1 to 1350 and encodes 449 amino acids. The record is from RefSeq and is a predicted model, not a curated record. The transcript is spliced from 5 exons. NCBI's taxonomy places the organism in Eukaryota, Oomycota, Peronosporomycetes, Peronosporales, Peronosporaceae.
AUGGCGUCACCAUGCACGGGCGAGAGGGGCGUUAAUCCGAUCCCUGGCUCCACUGAUCCGAAGAUCGGCAAGUACUUCGCCGGAGUCCCCAACCAGUUCGCGGGGCUCAUGGACGUCCGCGACUUGGGCAACAGCAGCUACACGUACUCCAUCACUGGUCAACUGGCUGCCAUGUACGAUCGCUGUGACGCCUCUCCUACGUCUCGCAAGCUUGAGGAGGACACGACCGCUACGAACACCACGUCCAAGCCCGUUAUGUGCGGCAUGGCGCAGAACGAUGGCUACGACAUCGACGGCAACGACUACGAUGACGGUCGCCAGGACGUUAUCGUCGUCGACAGCACGGGCAAACCGGUCGAAGCUAACGCGCCAAUUGACGCCUAUGUCUCCGAUGAAGACGAGAAGCGCGUCAUCAACUGGUACGACCAGACCAUGGACGCCAUGGGCGGAGACUCGCACGAAAACAUGCCAGCCGCUCAAGAAUUUGCGUUGUGGUUGUACUUAGGGUCUAAGUUGGACCACCAUGGCAGCAGCAUCACUGCCGCUGCCGCUCAGCCCGAGUACCGAGCCGAACCGCUCGACACGGAUACAUGGCCGUCGGCAAUGUCUACAGCAGAGCUGCUGUCCUCCAGCCGAAAAACGUUCGCCACGAUUCCAGACGAAGACGCUGUCGAUAGCGACGAAUCACCCACCAACACGACGCCACUUGACCCAUCCUGCUACGAACGAAAUCUACACGCGCCACCCGUCGCCGCUCUGGACGUGCUGCCCAGUCGCACCUCGCCGCUGCUGCUCGGACCUUCUCCGCUGCGCCGGACCGACGUGCACGCACCGUCAGACAUCACCACUGCACCACCCGUCGCACCAACACAAUCAGCCAAAGCCACGUCGUCCGAGAUGCGAGCGCCGGACACUCGCACCGAUCCGCAAGUACUUGCGAGCGCUAGACCCGAUCGAGACAGCACCAGCCGGACAGGUUUCGCCAUCAGCGACUCUGUGCCCCUGCUCACGGAUCUCACGCCGACGCGCCCCGGACUCGCCUCCGCCACGGAUGAACGACGCAAACGACGCGCCUCGAAGCAACACUGCUUCAGCAUGAAGAUUCUAUUGAUUCUAAGCGUCGCUCUCUUCGCGCUGCUCGUACGUCUCUCCAACGUGGAAGCUCAAGCUCCAGCGACCUGCGGCCCCCGUAUCCGCAAGGACUGGGAUAUGUUAACUCCAGUGGAGAAGGACACAUACAAGAACGCCAUCGCUGCUGCGAUGGACUCCGGCGACUACAUCAAGUUCGUCGAGAUGCACACCGAGAUGCGAUCCGAGAUGGAGGCUCACCGCCAGUGCAUGUUCACGUAA